Astrephomene gubernaculifera is the source of this 1411-nucleotide messenger RNA. The record is from the annotation of a GenBank genome assembly. NCBI's taxonomy places the organism in Eukaryota, Viridiplantae, Chlorophyta, Chlorophyceae, Chlamydomonadales, Astrephomenaceae.
CGAGCCGAAAGCUUCCCUUUUUCCAAUACCUUCAUCCGUUUCUAUACACAUACUUGACAACCCACAAAAUGGCCGAGAAGGUUGCUAAGAAGGAGGGUGGCAAGAAGGGCGUGGACAUUUGCGGCAUGUCCGAUAUGGGUGGUGUUAAGUUCUUCAACGUUGUCCUGGAGAGCGCCAACGGCGACCUGGACCUCAUCUCCGCUGUGCUGGAGGGCAUGAACGCGCCCGUUGAUGAGGCCGCUGAGGAGCGCAAGGGCGGUGCCGGCCACCUGGGCAAGAUGCUCCUGUCCGCUGGUGACAAGACCGUUGCCCUGCUCUGCAACAUCCCCGCUGAGCUGGCUGAGCAGUACCCCCACGUCAAGGCCUCUGCUUGGAUGGACAAGCUGGUUGAGGCUGCUGGCGGCAAGGUCGUCAAGCGCGAGGACUCGGAGAACCUGAUUAAGGUCCUGAUUGAGGGUGACUCCGAGAAGGGCCUGUUCCCCCUGAAGAUGCGCGAUGCCGCCCAGACCUCUGGGUUUGCCUUCCUGCGCGAGAACGGCCUGAUCCCCGAUGACGACUCGGACGAUGACUACAUCCCCGACCCCGAGGCCGCCGGCAUCGAGUGGUAAACGGCUCUUCGAAGCUGCAGUACCUCUCGUACGGCCGAUCUUGUACGGCAGUUGCCAACAACAGCAGCAGCAGCAGUGGAGCGUUGCAGCAGCGUUCCAUGCUAGCGCACGAACAGUUUGUUUGCUGGAGUAUGCGAAUGGUGUGGGGGGCCUGGUGAACACGCUUGCUAUGCUGGGCGGGUGGGUCUAGGGACACCGGGGACCCAUGGGCCACACAACAGUGUACGCUAAAUGUUGCGCACCUAACAUUUUGGGUGAGGCCUUUCGGUGUCUUCCUCUUGAAGCCGGCGCCUAUGUGCUGCGGAUAUCGUCAAGGAGGUCUGUUGGGGUUUGUCGCCCAUGCGCGUGCGUGUUUUGCCCGGCAGUGUGACGUCGUUCAUUAGCCUGGUCUACUUCCUUAGGAGGCCAUUUUGGGAACAGCUGGCUGCCGUCGUUGUCCUUUCUGGUGCAGAUUGGCGACGUAGGUGGUUCGUUAAAAGGCGAUGACGACGAUUGGGGCGGGAUAUGGGUUGGUUUUGCAGCUGGUUUGCAUCAACUGCAUGCAGGCAACAUGACGCCUGCAGCCCCCCAUUCGGCAGGCUAAGUUGGGCUUGCAAUUGCCGGACGAACCCUCACGCGCGUGUGGUGCUCGGUCUCUUGCGCCUGGAGACCUCGGGCCCAGAGACGUGUAAAGAAGCGAUGAAGUUCAUGGUUGGCCUGGACUUCGUGAAACGCGCAUUUAGCUGUGAUGGGCGUGUCGUGCACUGUUCAGCUCAAAACAAUACACAUGCAACCGUAUGCAUGCAACAGUAUUUUACCUUCGG